CAUUUUAUUUUUUCUCCCGUACCAAAGCGGUGCUGCGUCCAACGGCCGCGAUCUCUCCGCCGAGUCAAAGAGUCCCCCGGUCGCCGCCCAGCCCCGCGCGGACCCCCGGGGCAUAGCAGCGGAGUCUGUAAUUACAACAGCAAAAGCUGAGUGGAUGUUUCUUCAAAUAAGUCCCAAACAAUGUUGAGAGGAUCUAAAACUCCCCUGAAAGUUAAAGAAAAUGAACAGCAGGAAGAGGCCUCUUGCCCUCUGCCAAGAGCCCAGAAGAGCUGCAGAGUGACCAAAUCCAAAGCCAUCAGAGCAUCCAGGAAGGAGAAUUUCACUGAUGGGAGCCAGGCACGGUCACCAAAACGUGCCCCGAAGUGCCCCAAAGGCCCCGAGGAGAAUCUGUGUCCCCUGCAGGGGGCUGCUGUGGGCUGGCAGCUCCCUGGGGGCUGCUCUGGGGGGGAUGUGCUGCUCACUGAGCCCCCCUUGCCCACCAGGGAGGGUUUGUCCAGCAGCCCAGCUGUUCCCUUGGGAAGUGACUUCUGCACCCCUGAGAGGGACAGAGUGGAAGGAGAAGCUGCUUUGGGGCUCUCAGAGCAGAGGAAGAAGCCCAUGGCCAUUGGUGCUGUGAUCAGUGCUGAGUGUGGGAUUGCUCAGCAAAGUCCUGGAACACGAGCCACAGGGGCUUCCCCAACUUCACUAAAAUUCAGGAGAAGAUCAACCAUUGGCUUGAGGGGAUCACCAGAGAACAACACCCUGAUCAGGUUCCUGGCCCAGCAGAGGAGCAGCAGGCACAGAGAAGCUUUCACCCAGAUCAGUCCUUUCAAACCUGCAAGUGUGAGGUCGCUGAAGGACAAGAUCAGCAUUUUCCAGGCCUCCUUUGAGUCCCUGCAGGAGGCUGAGGGGGAGCCUGGGCUCCCAUACCUGGGAGCUUCCUCUCAGGACAAAGCACCUUUUAAAAAAGAGCCAGACCUGGAGCAGUGGAGUGGAAAGUUCAUGCUGGGCAACAGAGGAGCUGCUUUAAAAGAGAAUUUCAGAGAAAAUGGGACCCAGAGCAGCAGGAGUGAGCUCAGGAUCUGCAGCAUCUUGUCCCCACAACGAGCUGUGACUGUCACUGCUGCCAAGGAAUGGGUUUGUGAGCAGCAAAAUCCUGUUCAAUCCUUGGACCCUGCUGUAACUGGGGAGACCCUGGAAAGAGACCAUGUGUCCCAGCUGGGUGCUGGCUCUGCAGGGGCCGGCUGGGAGCCCAUUGGCCCUGGGGGUGCUGUGCCAGCCCCCAGCAGGAGCUGGGCUGGGGAAGGUGGGAGCACUCCCAGCACUGCCCUGGGCCACAGCAGCUCCCUGCUCAGAUCCAUCCUGAAGAAAACCCCAGCCAAGGAGCUCCUGGCCAGCCCCAGGGCUGACUCAGGGCCUGCACCAAGGAGGAGCUUCCAGGAAUAUUUAAACAGUGCCACUGAUGGAGGAGGAGAUGAAUCUGCUGCAGUCUCCAAUUGUGUAAAAGCCUCUGAAACACUGCAAACAGAGAGUGCUGACAGCUCCAAAACACCCAAGAAGAAAAAAGUGACUUUUGGGGAAGUUCUGAGCCCCGAGAUCUUUGACCAGAGCCUGCCUGCCAACACCCCCCUGCGCAGAGGAGCCUCCCCAGGGAGGGGCCAGAGCCCCUGGGCACGGCCAGGCCUCCCUGAGGAGCCUCUGCCCCUGCUGGACUUUGGCUGGGAUGAGGAAGGUGUUGAGCCUCUCCCAGAGCUCCUGGAAGGUUCAGAAGCCCCUGCAGAAGCCCCUGCCCCUGUUGAAAUUGCAGAAAUUGCAGAAGUAGCAGAGACUGACAAACCUGACGUGGUAACAACUCGUUCUGCUGCUAAGAGGAAGGUGCCCCCAAGCACCCAAACCUGUUCCCAGCAGUGCAGGGCCGUGGCUCAGGACCCUGAUGGGAGCAGCUCAGGAGCCACAAACACUGAGAACAACAAGGACACCAAAAACCCAGAAAGGAGCAAGAUCCAGAGACAGAGGAAUCCAAGCACAGCUGUUCCCAAGAAGGCCCAGAGAAAAACCCGCCCAAGCUAUGGGAAAAGAAGAAAGAAAAAAGUCAAGGAAUCUUUGUAUGGGGAAAGAGAAAUGGCUUCUAAGAAACCCCUGCUCAGCCCUAUCCCUGAAAUCCCAGAGGUUUUCUCUUCUGUGUCAUCUCCAGACUCACCAAAGGCAGAUGCACUUCUUACAGAGGGUGCCGGUGUGGGUGAGCCCACCUGCAGGGGCAGUGCCCAGCAGCCCCAGGCUGGCAGGGUGCAGGGGCUCUGGGCAGCUGCUCCGUGCCCGGGGCUCCUGGGGGAGGCAGCAGCCGCCAGCCCUGCAGACUCUGCGGUGCCAGGGAGCCUGGAGGCAGCUCCUGAGUUUUCAAAUACUGUCCCAGAUGCAGAAGGUGAUUUUGAUACAUCUGAUUAUUUCCAGCGAGGCAAAGAGACUCCAUGUGAAAAAGAAGCAAAAGAAAGCAGUUCCUUGAUAGAAAAGGAAGAAUUACAAAGAAAUCUUCUAACUGAGCUUGAAAUUGUGGAACAACAGGAGGUACAGGAGGGUGCCCAGAGAGCCAGGUGUCCUCAGAAGGAUUCUGUCAGACAUGAGCCAGCAAGGAGAAGAAGAAGAAGCAGCAGUGCCUUCUGCUUCCCUCCUGUUGAGAACCUGGCAGUGCCUGGGGCUGACCCUGCAGUUUGCUCUUACAGCGUGGAGGAGGUGCUGGCAGUGCCCCAGGGCAGGGGGAGCCGCGGGGCCGGCGCGGAGCUCCGGGUGAGGCGCAGCCUGAGGCUGAGCAGGGACGGGGCCGGCUCGGGACUGGCCUGGAUCGAGGUGCCCAGGGAGCCUCCCCUGCCCGCUGCUCCCAGAGGCAGCAGACGCAGCAGCACCUCCGUCCUGGCCGGGCCUGGGAAUGUUCACAGGGAGCAGAAGCUCCUCCCCCUGCCAGCCCCGGGCAAGGAGAGUGAGGGCUCUGCUCCCCUCGCUGCAGCUCCUGCCAGGAGGUGGAGGAGGAGAAGCCUCUGUGAAGCCACAGCUCAAGAAACGCCCUGGGCUCCCACCCAGAGAAGGAGAAGCACAAAUUCUGUGUGUGGGAAGAGCAGGAGUGACCAAAACCACUCAGGAGCAGCAGGAGAAGCACAAAUUCUGUGUGUGGGAAGAGCAGGAGUGACCAAAACCACUCAGGAGCAGCAGGAGAAGCACAAAUUCUGUGUGUGGGAAGAACAGGAGUGACCAAAACCACUCAGGAGCAGCAGGAGAAGCACAAAUUCUGUGUGUGGGAAGAACAGGAGUGACCAAAAACACUCAGGAGCAGCAGGAGAAGCACAAAUUCUGUGUGUGGGAAGAACAGGAGUGACCAAAACCACUCAGGAGCAGCAGGAGAAGCACAAAUUCUGUGUGUGGGAAGAGCAGGAGUGACCAAAACCACUCAGGAGCAGCAGAAACUCUUGAGCUGAGCUUGAAGGAUGUUUCAGGCAUCUCUGGUUUUCUGAAGUGAAGGUGCUUCUCAGGCCUUGUGUUGUGUCUCAAGUGCAGUUUUCUUCUUUCCCACUUGUAUUUCCUCACUUAUUUUCUUAUUCAUUUUCUGGAUAACUUAGAACUCAUUUUCCUUGCUUUGAUGCCUAAAAUGUUUGAAGAUCUGAACUGUUUGGCAUUGGUCUGGUUAUGGCAGGUAAUGAAGAGAAUUAAAAAAUUCUUCUCCCUGAUAAAUGUGGGUUUGUUUUUAGCAGUUAAACCAGAACCAAACGUGUCCUUCCAGCCACAAUUGCUCCAAGGCUUUGUUUCCUGUGUGUGACCAUUCCCUAGAAAUUGCUCUUGAAAUCUGCAUAUAUUUUCUUUUAGAUUGCAAAACUGCACUCACAAGAGAUUGUCUGCAAUGAAUAAAGGAAUCACUUCCUCCUCUUCCCUUUCAAGAAGUGGGGAACCUGUUUCUACCUUCUGGAGAGGCUUUGGGCAUGAGCAGAGGUGGAGUCAGAGUGAGAUUUAGUGUUAGAGUUCAUGAAGUAUUCUCUGAUGUAAAGGGUGGUCAUUAAAGAAAAAAAAAAAGCUUUUAGAUAUUUAUUUGUGUAAAAUUCAUCUGACAAAUGAAACUGGCUGAGGGGAGAGAAGCAUUGGCUGGGCUUCAUUUCCAGCCCUGUGUGUGUCCUGAGCCCAUCCCCUGCUGGCCCCGGUGGAACAGAGAGUGAGCUCUGCAGCUGCUCUGCUCCAGCCUCUGCUGCUGCUUUCAUUUUUCAGCUGGGCUGUUCCAGCCCUCAGGGACGCCCGUGCCAGCCUGGAGGAAAUGGCUUUGUGUCCAAUGCAGUCCCUUCUGUGACUGCUUUGUGCCAUGAGUGAUGUGGGAUAAAAUCCUUGAUGUACUUAGCUGCUUUUAUAGAGCUUGAAAGAAACCAGAGCAGUUGGAUUUUUAUACCUCUUGCUCCCAAGACAAGAAUUCCUCAAGCAACUUGAAAGAAACUGCACUGUUUAAGCUGUUUGAGUUCCAGAAUCAUUGGGGUUGGAAAAGAGCUUUAAGAUCAGAGUCCAGCACUGCCCUGUGGCCCAUAAACCACGUCCCCAAGUGCCACAUCUCCAUGUCUUAAAUCCCUCCAAAAACAGUUGCCUUAAUGUUUGGCUUGGGGAUUUGCUUUGGGGUUGGUUUGGAAGCAGACUGGAGAGUUGUGGGCUGGAUGCUGAGCUUGGCUGCCAGGAGAGGGCAGCCUGGGCUGGGAUUUCUGCUUGGAAGGGAAAGAACAUCAUGGACAAAACCUGAGAGGCUGGCUGAGCUUAUCAUGUAGAGCUUAAAGAAUGAGUAAAUGAGUAAAAAUAGCUGCACCUUUUACUGUUCAAAACAAAGCAACUGAGCUGUGCACUGGAAUUAAACUGGGCUGGAAUCAGGUGGGAGUUUGAUCUGGAAAUCACUUUGUGCCUGAUCAGUCAGGUUGUACCUGAGCUGUCUGGGUCUCUCUGUGCAGCUUUUAGGUACCAAAUCCAGCCCUGGGUGACACUGGGGCUGUCACACCCUGAAUGCCAGGCACCAGUGAGACCAAGGCGUUGUAAAGGAGGGAGAGACAAUGAAUCCGUGUGUUUGUACAAGAGGGAGAGGAAGACACAGUGAAUUGGUGUGUUGGGCACAGGAGGGUUCGUGCCCAGUGUGCCAGAGCUCUGGGGGUGCUGCCUGAGGCAGCCCCAGCAGCACAGGGAGCUCUCCCUCCCUCAGGAUCCCUCAGAGGCUCCCCGGGUGCACGGGAGGUGGGAGGAGGAGAACAAGGGGAAAAUAUAGCCCAAAAUAAAGCUUGGAUUUUCCUCCUGGCACAGCUGGGUGGAAAAGGGGUGUUGGGGAUCAUUUGUGGAUGCUUGAUAGCGGUGACAGGGUGAGGAAACCCACAAGAAAGGAGGAGGUUGCAGUUUGUUCCAAGACAUGUCUACUACUUUAUGCUGCUUUUUAUUUCCUUUUGUCCUUCUCUGGAUAGAAUUGAUCCUCAAAAUAUUUUGUUUUCUUAAUCUGGAGAGGAUCUGAACAAGUGUUCAGCUGUGCAGAGGUGGGGGGCAAUAAUCUGUUCUCCAUAUCUGCCCUGAGAAGGACAAGAGAUGUGAUUUAGUC
Messenger RNA from Zonotrichia leucophrys gambelii, 5569 nucleotides. RefSeq names its product cell division cycle associated 2 (gene CDCA2). Gene Ontology annotation, cellular component: nucleus; chromosome. Bases 181 to 3222 code for a protein of 1013 amino acids. The transcript is spliced from 15 exons. The record is from RefSeq and is a predicted model, not a curated record. NCBI's taxonomy places the organism in Eukaryota, Metazoa, Chordata, Aves, Passeriformes, Passerellidae. Gene Ontology annotation, biological process: regulation of mitotic nuclear division; regulation of chromosome segregation.